AUGUCUUCGCUUCGCUGCGUCCUCUUUGUCUUCUUUGCUGUCGUCUCUUUCUCAUUUUGUGAUGCUUCGACGGGCUUCAGUGGAGAUCCCUACAAAGUUUUCGGGCUGGGCCAAGAUGCUUCCCAAGAUGAAAUACGCUCCCAAUACAAGAAGCUUUGCCUGAAAUAUCAUCCAGAUAAGACUGUCGACAAAUCCCCCUCCGCGAGAAAGAGAUGUACUGAGCGUUUCAAGCAAAUUCAGGCCGCCAAUGAUAUGAUAGGAGAUGCUGAAUCGCGACGAUCCUACGACUUGAGGUCGGCAUUUUCACCACAAGCAGGUCGCGGCGCCCAUGGUGGUUUCCCACGGCAUCAAUUCCGAAAUGAAGACGUAGAUGCCUUCUAUCGUUCGUUUGCCGGAGCCUACGGCAGGAAUCCACAGUAUACUGGUCCACGGAAACCUUUCAAUUUUCAACCUGGGAACAGUGUAUUUUCUACUCGUUCCUUUGCAAGGACGGCAGCUAUGUUUCGAAAUGGCAAUUCGCUCAAGUCGACGUUUGUACAGAAAGUUAAGGUGCCUCUUCAGGAUCUGUACAACGGACGGUCUAGUAUGGACCUUCAGGUCCACGACACCCUGUGGAAAUCGUAUUGCGCCGCCUUUAGAGGUGGAUUUGGAUACCUGAUCCUGUAUCAAAGCCUCAUCUUUGCGGCCCCAGCUCUGAGGAUCAGCCGACUCCUGACGUUGGCAUUCAGUGCUCUUGUGUUUCACAUUCAUGUUCCUCGGCCAAGUCAUGUUCAAUUCACAGCCGACAUUCAACCAGGUUACAAGGAAGGAACAAAGAUUAUCUUUUCAGACGAGACGUUCGAAACAGUGUUUCUGUUGGAAGAAGAGAAGCAUGAUCGAUUCACUCGUGUAGGCAACGACCUGCACACCAGCGUGGACAUCCUGGCCUCGCAGGCGAGAUCGGGAUGCCGCAUUGAGAUUGAACCCUUGAACCCAACAGAAGAACCUGUCUCAGUUAGAAUACGGCCGAACCAAAUCAACCCAACCAACAAUGUCGUCACUGUGGAAGACAAGGGAUGGCCAAAUCGCAAGUUGGGGCGUCGAGGCAACCUCGUAGUCAAAUUUCGGAUAGUGCAAAAACUGAAGAAGAAGAAGAAAGGAAAAAGAAGGCAGGGGUCAAAGAAAGCAUCCGCGAAGAAAGCUCCUUAA
Molecule: messenger RNA, 1188 nt
Organism: Seminavis robusta
Lineage: Eukaryota; Bacillariophyta; Bacillariophyceae; Naviculales; Naviculaceae
Source: the annotation of a GenBank genome assembly